AUGGCGAGCACGCCGACGGAUCCGCCAACGAAUCCGCCGACGGACCCGCCGGCGAGCGCGCCAACGAGCGCGCCAACGGACACGCCAACGGACCCGCUGAUGGACCCGCCAUCGCGCAUCCAGUCCAUCCCCGCACCCCGUCCAAACUCGCUUCCCGCCCGCCCUCCUGUCGUCUUCGCAACUGCAGUGAAGGGAGUGGCGGAACUGGCGGGAGUUGUGAGAGAUGCUGCUGCUGCACCUUCGCCACGCCCCCGUAUGCCCCCCCCCCCGCGCUUCCCCACCCGUCCCUGCCCUGCGCAUUUGCAGCGGCGGUGGCUUGGAAAAGGGGGGGCGAGGGGGGGAGCAGUGGGAAUAGAGGUGGCGGACAGUGGGGGGGCGAUGGCGGGAAUGGACGUGGCGGCCAGUGGUGGGGGGAAAGGGGGGGAGGGGAGCGGCCGCGGGAAUGGAGGUGGCAAUGCAUCAGCCGCCUCCACACUUCCCUCCUCCUCUCUCACUACCGCUGCUACUGCUGUGGGGGGAAGUUCAGGGGCUGCAGCAGCAGCCGCCUCCUCCUCCUCUCACCCCGUGCUUCCCGUUCCGCCCGUGACGUCGUCUGUGCCUUGCUGCCCAUCCCGUGCUCCCGUGCCUCCCGUGCUGCCCCCGUGCCUCCCGUGCUCCCGUGCUGCCCCGUGCUCCCGUGCUUACCGUGCUUCCCGUGCUGCCCCCGUGCUUCCGUGCUUCCCGUGCUGCCCCGUGCCUCCCGUGCGUUUCUGCACGUGUCUCACGUGCCACCCGUGUGCCGUGCUGACCCUGCCCGUGUCCUCUAGUGCUGCUGCCCCGUUCUGCCCGUGCUGCCCGUCGUCGCCUGUGCUUGCCGCCCGUUACUGCCCGUGUGCCCGUGUUGCCUCCCGUUACUGCCCUUGUUCUACCCGCACCCCGUGUCUUCCGUUGCUGCCCGUGUCGUUUCCUGUGUUGCCCGUGCCCGUGUGCCCGUGUUGCCCCCCGUUGCUGCCCCGUGCUUCCCGUGCUCCCGUGCGUCUCGUUCAGCCCGUGUCUCCCGUGCAACCCGGUUCUGCCCGUAUUCUACCCGUGAUUCUGCCCCGUGUCACCCGUGUGCCGUGCUGCCCCGCUCUGCCUCCUGCCGCCCGUACCGUACUGUCCGCCCGAUACCACUCCCGUGCCUCCCGUUCAGCUUGUGUCAUGCCCCGUUCGCACCCCGCACCCCGCGCCCCGUAUGCUCCCCGGUUCUGCCCGUAUUCUGCCCGUGUUGCUGCCUGUUAUUCUGCCGGUGUUGCUGCCCGUUGUUCUGCCCGUGUUCUACCCUUGAUUCUGCCCCGUGCCACCCGUGUCCCGUGCUGCCCGUGUUCUCACCGUGUAUCCCGUGUCGUUCCCGUGACUCCCGUUGCUACCCGUGCCUUGCUGCCCGGUCUCAUGCUGCCCGUCACCUUUGUGCUGCUCGUCCCGUGCUGCAUCUAG
Molecule: messenger RNA, 1455 nt
Organism: Closterium sp. Naga37s-1
Lineage: Eukaryota; Viridiplantae; Streptophyta; Zygnematophyceae; Desmidiales; Closteriaceae
Source: the annotation of a GenBank genome assembly